AUGUCGUCAGGCACCACCAACACGAUCAAGACCAACAAGCCGGUAUUCGUAGCUACCCAUCCCCGGGCGUGCUCUACCGCGUUCGAGAGGGUAAGAUUGAGAUCACGGGGAAGAGCAUCUCUCGAUUGACACGUUCCUCCCAGGUCUUCAUGACCCGCCGCAAAAGCAUCCAUACCAUCCACGAGCCAUUUGGAGACGCCUUCUACUAUGGCCCUGAGAGGAUGGGCAGUCGUUUCGAAAAUGAUGAGGAGGCUCGUGUUGCUUCUGGCUUCAGCGAGUCGACUUUCAAGACCAUCAUGGACAGGAUUGAGGGCGAAGCGGCAGAUGUGAGUACCUUCUUCCUUCUCCCAUGGUCUGCAUUUCAAUCGCCAUAUUGUCCGAUAUUCCACGCAAAUCCGAAACGCUGGAACUACCUGAAACGUGAUUGCACGGACACUCGUCAGAAGUGAGACCGAUCACGACUUCAGGACCGACCGCCGAUCGUUUUGGAAAUGCCUCAUGCUCUCCGAAACGCUCAGUCCAAAACGCGCAAACGCAUGAGACUUCUUUCCCUGAACAUAUCGCUCACCAAUCUCAGGGCAAGCGUGUCUUCAUCAAGGAUAUCACGCACUAUCUCCUUCCCCCGAACCAUCAGGUCCCACGUAUUGCUCCGUCUCUUCACACCAUCAAGCGUGGAGUCGGUACAAAUGGUCUCCCCGUUAUCGCUGACGCUGAUGACUCCUUGGCCGACACCAAGGAUGUUUUCAACGACAGCGACCACGAUUCGGGCGUCGUGGUAUCCACCCCACCGACGGACAGCCCACCAAAGAGUCCGCCGUUUCCCUACGAAGGGACCAAGGCCGAGCCUAGAAACCCAACCGUAGUCCCCAGGGAGAUUCUCGAGAAGUUCCACUUCACCUUCUUAAUUCGCCACCCAAGAUCGGCUAUCCCAAGCUAUUACCGCUGCUGUAUCCCUCCUCUUGUCGAACGCACCGGGUUUACCCCCUUCAUGCCGGAGGAAGCCGGGUACGAUGAGCUUCGUCGCCUCUUCGACUAUCUGAAGGAAGUGGGAUUGAUCGGCCCCAAGAUCGCAGGGCAGUCAGGCCAGAACAAUGUCGAAAGCGAACCCGGCCAGGUCGAGAUCUGCGUUCUUGAUGCGGACGAUAUGCUGGAUGACCCGGAGGGUGUCUUGAAGCAGUACUGUGAUUCGAUCAACUUGGACUUUCAUCAAGCGAUGUUGAAUUGGGAUUCGGAAGAGGCGCAUGUCUUCGCCAAGGAGCAGUUUGAGAAGUGGAACGGAUUCCACGAUGAUGCCAUUAACUCCACGGACUUGAAGCCCCGGCAGCACGUAAGUAACCUGUGUUGUCAGCUAUUCGGGCACCGAGGAAUCCAUUGGCUGACUUGACUUGUAGAAACACGCCCCGAAGAGUGACGAGCAGCUGUACAAGGAGUGGGUCGACAAGUAUGGCCAAGAAGCAGGAGACUUGAUCAAGCGGACCGUGGAUGAGAAUCUGGCGGACUACGAGUACUUGAAGCAGUUUGCUAUCAAGAUCUGA
Messenger RNA from Lecanosticta acicola, 1535 nucleotides. The record is from the annotation of a GenBank genome assembly. Lineage: Eukaryota; Fungi; Ascomycota; Dothideomycetes; Mycosphaerellales; Mycosphaerellaceae.